This is a messenger RNA of Beta vulgaris subsp. vulgaris (sugar beet), 939 nucleotides long. Its product is annotated as late embryogenesis abundant protein B19.4. The record is from RefSeq and is a predicted model, not a curated record. NCBI's taxonomy places the organism in Eukaryota, Viridiplantae, Streptophyta, Magnoliopsida, Caryophyllales, Amaranthaceae. Gene Ontology annotation, biological process: response to abscisic acid. Gene Ontology annotation, cellular component: cytosol.
CCAAAUUAAACGUCACGACCUAAAUCACCUAAUCAACGUACGUACGUAAUUUCUUCACACAACAUACUAGUAUAACAACCCAUAUUGGUUUUGUGUACGUAAUUAUUAGUGAUCGAAGAUGUCAACAGAACAAGAGAGGAAGGAGCUAGAUGAGAGGGCAAAAGAGGGAGAAACUGUGGUUCCUGGUGGCACUAGAGGUAAGAGCUUAGAAGCUCAGGAGCACCUCGCUGAAGGCCGUAGCCGCGGUGGCCAGACUCGUAAAGAGCAGCUUGGCACCGAAGGCUACCAGCAGAUGGGCCGCAAAGGCGGCCUUAGCACCACCGAUAAGUCCGGUGGUGAGAGGGCUGAGGAAGAAGGUAUCCCUAUUGAUGAGUCCAAGUUUCGAACGCAAACUUCGUGUCGUAAUUUCUAUCAUUCAUCAUUAUCCAAAGAGAAUAAGAGUAGGGAAGAAAAAAAGAUGUCGACAGAACAAGAGAGGAAGCAGCUUGACGAGAGGGCAAAGCACGGUGAAACUGUGGUUCCUGGUGGCACAGGAGGUAAAAGCCUCGAAGCCCAAGAGCACCUCGCUGAAGGAAGAAGCAGAGGAGGGCAGACGAGGAGAGAGCAGCUAGGGACAGAAGGGUACCAAGAAAUGGGGCGUAAAGGUGGGCUUAGCACCGGUGAUCAAGAGGGUGGCGAGCGUGCUGCGCAGGAGAAAGGGAUAGACAUCGAUGAGUCCAAGUUUCGCACCAGCAACCCCUAAAGAAUCUACUAAUGCAGCACUUGUAUGGUGCUAGCUUCGUCGUAGUGAUGGUCACACACGGCCACACGACUCUAUAUAUGUUGAAGUUGUCUUUGUUUCUUUCAGUAGUUAAUUAUGAAGGAGUUAAGAGUAGUGUUUAGUCUAGUAUAAGCUGUAUAUUGCGUUUUAUCAUCUUAAUGAAAACAGUUGUUUAUGUA